Messenger RNA from Doryrhamphus excisus (bluestripe pipefish), 4626 nucleotides. It is a transcript of the gene slc25a23b, whose product is annotated as solute carrier family 25 member 23b. Gene Ontology annotation, molecular function: calcium ion binding. Gene Ontology annotation, biological process: transmembrane transport. The record is from RefSeq and is a predicted model, not a curated record. Lineage: Eukaryota; Metazoa; Chordata; Actinopteri; Syngnathiformes; Syngnathidae.
ACGAGCAGAAGUACCCACACUAUCCGCUUUCCAUUCGUGUAAAGAACCUGCUGCUGUCUCCGUGGAAACACACCUGCUCUUCUUACUGUCGUCGUUGGAUACGAAAUUAUAUUCAUUCAUUUUCAUAAUGAUAUAAAAUUCAUAGUGGACCGCUAGAGGAAAAACACCAGCGUUCUCCUAGCUUCAUGGGCAAAGAGGACAAGAAGGUGUUCUGCCACCAAACUGCUAACACGAAGGCACAAAGCGUAGCGCCUCUGGACCCAGAAUGCCAGAAGAGAUACGCGGAGCUGUUCGAGCAACUGGAUUUGAAUAAAGAUGGCAGGGUUGACAUCAGCGAACUGCGAUUUGGACUGGCAGCUCGGGGUUUACACCAUGGAGAAGCAGAAGAGAUAGUGCUCGAGAGUGACAUCAACUGUGAUGGUUUGUUGGACUUUCAAGAGUUCUCCCAGUACCUGCAGGCUCAUGAGAAGAGGCUGUGGCUCAUGUUCCACAAACUGGAUCGUAACCAAGAUGGCCAAAUUGAUGUGGGGGAGAUCCAGGACUUGCUGCACCAGCUUGGAGUUGAGGUCUCCCAGGAACAGGCUGCCAGAAUACUGCAGAGUAUGGACAGGGAUGGCACCAUGACCAUUGACUGGAAGGAAUGGCGAGAUCACUUCCUGUUCAAUCCUUUCCACAACAUGGAGGAGAUUGUCCACUACUGGAAACACUCCCAUAUGUUUGACAUUGGGGAACAUUUGACGGUGCCAGAUGAGUUCUCAGAAAAGGAACGACGAUCCGGUCUGGUAUGGCGGCAGUUGGUUGCUGGAGCAAUGGCUGGUGCGGUGUCCCGGACAGGAACUGCUCCUUUGGAUCGGCUGAAAGUUUUCCUACAGGUACAUGGUUCUGAAUCUCGUGGGACAAAUCUGUGGUCUGGACUGAGAGGGAUGAUCCGAGAAGGCGGUGUUUUCUCACUGUGGAGGGGAAAUGGCACCAAUGUUCUCAAGAUUGCUCCAGAAUCUGCAAUUAAGUUCAUGGCCUAUGAACAGAUCAAGUGGGUGAUCAGAGGCAGUAAAGAAGGUGGCAGUUUAAGAGUACAAGAAAGGUUCAUAGCUGGGUCUUUGGCAGGAGCUACAGCCCAAACCAUCAUCUACCCCAUGGAGGUGCUUAAGACUCGUCUCACUUUGAGAACGACUGGACAAUAUUCAGGUAUGGCUGACUGUGCCAAACACAUCCUGAAAACGGAGGGACUGCAGGCUUUCUAUAGGGGCUACCUGCCAAAUACACUUGGCAUUAUCCCCUACGCUGGCAUCGACUUAGCUGUGUAUGAGACUUUAAAGAAUGCCUGGCUUCAGAGGUACUGUGUAGACUCUGCCGAUCCAGGUGUAUUGGUCCUCCUGGGCUGUGGUACCGUUUCCAGUACCUGUGGCCAGCUGGCUUCGUAUCCUCUCGCUCUCAUUCGAACACGCAUGCAGGCACAAGCCAGUACUGAGGGGAUCCCACAGAUGACCAUGGUGGGCCAGUUCAAAUAUAUCAUAUCCCGUGAAGGAGUACCUGGUCUGUAUCGUGGUAUUACACCAAACUUUCUCAAAGUCAUACCUGCUGUUAGCAUCUCCUAUGUGGUUUAUGAGCACAUGAAGAAGACCCUUGGGGUUGGUUACUAAUUUAAGACCAGGAGUAAGGAUGGACAAAGAAAGCAAAGACUCAUACAACUUGUGGGACAAAAAAGAAGACAAGACACAAGAAGCGAUCCAUAAGAAGUGAUAGGAAGGAUAGGAAUGUUUGUGGAGCAAACCCCAUACUAGUGGUACAUUACUUUGUUUGGGAGUAUAUGUACUGUUUUUUUGCCUCUUAAAAAGCUGCUCAUUACUACGUAAUUAAACAGAGCAUGGGAACUGGGCAGCAUACUAAGGAAUGUUGGAAUUAUUACUUGACAUAGAAUGGAAUUGCAGCUGAAUUUGAAUGACUUUUAUGAUUAUGAUGAUGCAAAAGGUUGAAGUUUUGUCAUGAAAUGAAAUGUUUAUUGUAUGCUUUUACUCAAUGUUACCAGCUGCUCCAACUUAUUUACUGGCAUGAAACUAGAACCUAGUUCUUUAUGCAUUAUGGAAUGUUUACAGAGAUCGUUUGACUUUAUUUCCAUACAGGGGGAUUUGAAAAGUUGAUUUCUUGCACUUAAGCUUCAGCCAAAAAAUGCUAUUGUGUGUAUUUGUGCAUGGAUUUUUUUUGUUUUGUUUUUCUGUUUCCUGAGAGAGACUGUAUGCAGUGAGGUCCUCCAGCUGCCUGGGCGCCAACAUUCCAACAUAUUGACACUUUCACUCUUUUUUUUUCAAAAUAAAUGUAUUAAUUUUUGCUGUUUUGUGGUUAACUACGGCUUGCUAUUAGUUUUAAAAAGGCACAUUGAAUCAAAUUUUACCUACUCUUGGCCUAUAAAUUUUCAUUUUCAUGUAUAAAUGUGGCUAUUCAGAAGACAGUGAUAUGUAGUAUUCUACACUAGUCACUAGGUGUCGGUAAUGUUACUCUGAUGAGACAAUAGGAAGUACACUGUCCAGAAGUACAUUGUCUGGACAGGGAGUAACUUUACACUGUCCAGACAAACACAAGGAACUCUCCCAAUGCUAAUGUGUGAGCCUAUGUUAUGUGUUAUAUGUCUAAUGCAUCUUAUUUUUUGUUACUAUGUCUACUAUACUGGGUAAUACAAGUGUAAAGGUGACUAUAGAAGUGUUCUUUAAUGUCAAGAGGGCUCUAAACAUAUUUCAAAAGAUAUUUAAGUUUGUAAACAGCUUACUGCAAAAAUAUAGCAUUUAUAAGGAAAGAAUCCUACUUCACUGAAAUAGACUUAUCACAGUCAAGUCUGAAAUCAACUAGCCAUGAUAAGCGAGGGAUGACUAUAUAGCCUGCCUCUUAACACACAUACACACACUCACAUAUUAAUUAUGUUUGUUGUCAGCUGAUGAUAGUGAUUUAGCAAUGUUUGGCUACUAACGUUAGCUGUCAUUGAAUGUAUACCAUAUCGUAACAACUUCAAUGCAAAUGUUGGUUGCUUCUCUGAGACUGCUUUUGUGUGUGUGAGUGUGAACAUGCAAAGGACAUGUACAUGUAUGCCAGCAGCUGUUUUUAUGCAGGUUAAUUCAGAAUUGUGAAAAAUGUAUAACAUACUGUACAAUGUGUUUUUUUGCCACUACUUGUAACAUCUACACAACCAGAAUUGGUGGUGUUGUUGUAUUUUUUGGUUUCACAAAAUGUCAUUUGAAGAGAGUUGCUUACAGUCCCUUUAACUGUUGAGCAUAUAUAUAUAUAUAUAUAUAUUAGCUAGUUUUACCCUACUGAUCUCUUAGUAUGAUGGCAACUAUAAGUAUAAUGACCAACUAAAAAAUAGUUUUACAGGUUUUUACUCAAUAUGGUGCCCAAAAAGUACAUGAAUAGAUCACAAUUUCAACAAUAAAACUAUAAGUGUCAAACAUCGAACCUCAUAGAGUAUGUGAACUUUGGGCCGCUUUUUUGUUUGAGGAGUCUUUACUAUUUACUGUGUAUCAACCUCCUCAACCUGUGUGAAAUCAAACAAAAAUGGGACACAGAAUGAAACGCUACAAAACCAAAUGUCCGAUACGCUAUAAUUUUCCUCAACUUUGUCGUAUGAAGCUUGCUUUUCCGUCCCUGAUCAUUAUAUAGCUCCUUGUCCAUUUGUAAAGAAACCCCCCUUUGCUGUGUAUAAAAGCGUUGACUUCACAGGGAUGCUGUGACACAGUCCCUUGGAUUACCAUGAUGCAUCACCAGAAAGGGUAGAGAAACCAUUGGAAUCAUUUUGACAAUGCAAGUGGUUCGAGACUUAUGGUUGUUUCUAGUCCUGUCUCUGGUGACAGCUUCAGUGUCAACAUGGUUUUAAUGAAGUAAUAGUUGUGCUGUAUUAUACAGUAGUUGGAGAAGCUCUGCAACAGUUGCAUGUAAAGAGUUGAUAUAUCCAUAGACAAAGAAUGUUCCCUUUUAUGUAUGGCUGCGACUGUAUAUUCUACAUUACUAUUAAUAUUUCUACCUACUUGAAACAAUGGAUGCCAAUCUCCAACAUGUCGCAUCAUAUGUUUAAACCAUGGAUGCAUGUUAUGUAGUCAGCUGUGGGUGGACAUUUAUUUCAUUCUUCUAAAUAUUUGAACUCAAAAGAAAGACAAAGUGAAAUUAUUGAGGCUACAAAUACUAUAGAAUUGUUCGGGAACACUGGUCAACUUCCAAGUGGUUCUUUUCCAUAACAUUUUGGUGACUUUAUUCCAGCUUCAAACAAUACAAAGCUAAUGACUAAUUAAAACCAAAAUACAGGAAAGUGAUACUCAACAUAGCUGGUUUUGAACUGUAAAAAGACCUACACCAGUGGUUGGGAACGUUUGGCUUUAAGACAGCAAAUUAAAACUCUCUUGAAGCCUCUUUGAGACCUUCCCCUAUGUGAGAAUGUUUUUAACUUUAAAGAAAACUCUGCUGCACAGACAUUAUAAAAUUUGACAGCUGGUUUACUGUCAUUCAUAAGGGCAAAAAAGAAAUGCAGUUUGUUAUAAUCAUGAGUAUCUAUAUCAGUUAUUUAAUUUCCUCAUGUGGUGUACGGCAGUCACUGUCAACCUGAAUAUGAAAAGCGCAUGGUAUAAAAAUAAAGCUUUUCAAAAAUUA